GCCCUGCCUCGGAGUGGGCGUCCGCCGAAAUCGGCACGCCUUUUACCGUGGCUCUGUAAGCGUCUCGUCAAGAUUGCCUUCGCCUCGUCGCCAUGGCGCCCACUAUCCAGACCCAGGCCCAGCGCGAGGAUGGCCACAGGCCCAAUUCUCACCGGACUCUGCCUGAGAGGUCUGGAGUGGUUUGCCGAGUCAAGUACUGCAAUAGCCUCCCUGACAUCCCCUUCGACCCCAAGUUCAUCACCUAUCCCUUCGACCAGAACAGGUUUGUCCAGUACAAGGCAACUUCCUUGGAAAAACAGCACAAACAUGAUCUCCUGACUGAGCCAGACCUGGGAGUUACCAUUGACCUCAUCAACCCUGAUACCUACCGCAUCGACCCCAAUGUACUCCUAGAUCCAGCUGAUGAGAAGCUUUUGGAGGAGGAGAUUCAGGCCCCAACCAGCUCCAAGAGAUCCCAGCAGCAUGCGAAGGUGGUGCCAUGGAUGCGGAAGACAGAGUACAUCUCCACUGAGUUCAAUCGCUAUGGCAUUUCCAAUGAGAAGCCUGAGGUCAAGAUUGGGGUUUCUGUGAAGCAGCAAUUCACUGAGGAAGAAAUAUACAAAGACAGGGAUAGCCAGAUCACAGCUAUUGAGAAGACUUUCGAGGAUGCCCAGAAAUCUGUAACUGAGGGACUGGGAUGGGAGGGAAGGCAGACAAAGGUGUGGCUCCAGAACACUUUGUAUUUCUUCUCACCUUGUUUUUGCCUCUGCCAGAUCUCCCAGCAUUACAGCAAGCCCCGAGUGACACCAGUGGAGGUCAUGCCUGUCUUUCCAGAUUUUAAGAUGUGGAUCAACCCUUGCGCUCAGGUAAUCUUUGAUUCAGACCCCGCCCCCAAGGACACAAGUGGUGCAGCUGCACUGGAGAUGAUGUCUCAGGCCAUGAUCAGGGGCAUGAUGGAUGAAGAAGGGAACCAAUUUGUGGCCUAUUUCCUGCCUGUAGAAGAAACACUGAAGAAACGAAAACGGGACCAGGAAGAGGAGAUGGAUUAUGCACCAGAUGACGUGUAUGACUACAAGAUUGCUCGGGAGUACAACUGGAAUGUGAAGAACAAGGCUAGCAAGGGCUAUGAGGAAAACUACUUCUUCAUCUUCCGAGAGGGUGAUGGGGUUUACUACAAUGAAUUGGAGACCAGGGUCCGCUUGAGUAAGCGCCGAGCCAAGGCUGGAGUUCAGUCGGGUACCAAUGCCCUGCUCGUGGUCAAACACCGGGACAUGAAUGAGAAAGAAUUAGAAGCCCAGGAGGCACGGAAGGCCCAGCUGGAGAACCACGAACCCGAGGAGGAGGAGGAGGAAGAAAUGGAGAUGGAAGAGAAAGAAGCUGGGGGCUCAGAUGAGGAACGAGAGAAGGGCAGCAGCAGUGAGAAGGAAGGCAGCGAGGAUGAACACUCAGGCAGCGAGAGUGAACGGGAGGAGGGUGACAGGGACGAGGCAAGUGACAAGAGUGGCAGCGGUGAGGAUGAAAGCAGUGAGGAUGAGGCCCGGGCCGCCAGGGACAAAGAGGAGAUCUUUGGCAGUGAUGCUGAUUCAGAGGACGACGCUGACUCUGAUGAUGAAGACAGAGGACGGGCCCGUGGCAGUGACAAUGAUUCAGACAGUGGCAGCGAUGGGGGUGGCCAGCGGAGCCGGAGCGCCAGUCCCUUCCCCAGUGGCAGCGAGCAUUCUGCUCAGGAAGAUGGCAGUGAAGCCGCAGCUUCUGAUUCCAGUGAAGCGGAAAGUGACAGCGACUGAGUCCCAGAGCCUUCAGGGCUGGCGCAGGUAGUUAUUUCGCGCAGGAAGGCACUUUUUGAGUGGUCUCUUUAUGAGCCUUUUGCUUUGUUUCCCUCUCCUCCUCCAAACUUUGCUGUUAAUAAAGCCAGCUUCUCUUUACUUCCCGUC
Messenger RNA from Hippopotamus amphibius kiboko, 1913 nucleotides. RefSeq names its product PAF1 homolog, Paf1/RNA polymerase II complex component (gene PAF1). Gene Ontology annotation, cellular component: Cdc73/Paf1 complex. NCBI's taxonomy places the organism in Eukaryota, Metazoa, Chordata, Mammalia, Artiodactyla, Hippopotamidae. Gene Ontology annotation, biological process: transcription elongation by RNA polymerase II. Gene Ontology annotation, molecular function: RNA polymerase II complex binding; chromatin binding. The record is from RefSeq and is a predicted model, not a curated record. The coding region runs from base 93 to 1766 and encodes 557 amino acids. The transcript is spliced from 13 exons.